AGCAACAAUCCGAUUAUUUUGUCAGGCCGACUUUCACAAUGGGUCUCGCCGCGCCCAAGAACCGCACGAAGAUUUCCAAUGACCCACAAAACACGACCUGGGCGAACAAUACCUCUCGCUUCGGGCAUCGCAUACUAAGCUCGCAAGGGUGGCAGCCUGGAGACUCUUUGGGAGCAAAAGGUGCCUCUCACGCCGCUCAUUACACGGCCGCGUCGCAAUCGCAUAUUCGGGUCUUGCUCAAAGACGACAACCUUGGUUUGGGCGCAAAGCGAGGGAGUGAGCGAGCGGAGAAUUUUGGGCUGGCAGGGCUAGAAAGCAUUCUUGGGCGACUGAAUGGCAAGGAGGCCGAGGUCAAGAAGGAAGAGGAGAGGCGAGAGGAGAUUGAGAAGAGGGCUUUUGUGUACCGGAAAUACGGCAUGAUGAACUUUGUUAGUGGCGGUUUCCUGGUGGGAGACAAGAUUACGAAGAAGUCAGAUAUCAAGAAGGAAGUCGAGAUCAAGUCGGAGAUCAAGUCGGAGCCGGAGAGCGACGACGGUGCGGUGGACAAGAAGCGCAAGAAGAGGAAACACGAGGAGCGCACUGAAGACGAGCCGAAGUUGAAGCGCAAGAAGAAGAGCAUCGACCUGCGCGACGAGUCCAAGGAAGUAAAGGAUAAGAAGUCGAAGAAAGGCAAGAAGGACAAAUCCAGAAAGUCCAAGCGGUCGGCUUCGUCAGACUCGGAAGCCUCUAGCAACGAUGCUGUCGCUCCAGAACCCGUCACGGACAAGGCACGGCGGAAAGCAGAGAAGAAGGCCCGCAAGCAAGAAAAACGGGCGAAGAAGGCGCUCAAGAAGGCGGCGAAGAGAGCCGCGAAGUCAAAGGACAACUCAGACGACUCCAGCUCGGAAAGCGAGGCAGAAGAGGAUGUACCGACAACAAUCUCAACGGUUCCAGUGGCUGCUACAUCAACUCCGGUCCCUGCAGGGCUAGCCUACAACCCAAGAGGCAUGCAUGCGGUCAGGGCAAAGUGGAUUCGUCAGAAAAAGGCAGCGACUAUGGAUGCGCAAGCCAUGAAAGAAAUUUUCAUGAUAAAAACACCGUCAUAAGUUUAGGUUGGUGGCUGGUUUGUACCUGCAUAGCGAGGCGUUUUCUUAUUCUACAGCUGUCAAAGGCACUCCAACUAGAUGUCUUCUUGAGGUAGAUUCAAAAGGACCAAUGUGAAGACAGUUGAUGAU
Pyrenophora tritici-repentis Pt-1C-BFP is the source of this 1214-nucleotide messenger RNA. RefSeq names its product G-patch domain containing protein. NCBI's taxonomy places the organism in Eukaryota, Fungi, Ascomycota, Dothideomycetes, Pleosporales, Pleosporaceae. Gene Ontology annotation, cellular component: nucleolus. Gene Ontology annotation, molecular function: nucleic acid binding. The record is from RefSeq and is a predicted model, not a curated record.